Molecule: messenger RNA, 1705 nt
Organism: Cololabis saira (Pacific saury)
Lineage: Eukaryota; Metazoa; Chordata; Actinopteri; Beloniformes; Belonidae
Gene: antkmt
Product: adenine nucleotide translocase lysine methyltransferase
Exons: 6
Coding region: 180-875 (231 amino acids)
Biological process (GO): regulation of mitochondrial ATP synthesis coupled proton transport; peptidyl-lysine trimethylation; positive regulation of proton-transporting ATP synthase activity, rotational mechanism
Cellular component (GO): mitochondrion
Molecular function (GO): protein-lysine N-methyltransferase activity
Source: RefSeq, a predicted model, not a curated record
GCUGCUGGCAGGUCAACGGGGGCUUCAACUUUUUCUUUUUUUAUUGACUUAGUUCAAAUUAAGGAAUUUUCCAGGUAAUAUGUAAAUACUUAUUUUUAGGCAAUCAAGGUUACGGUAACGUAACACUGUAAAGUAAGAGCCCCGUGAAUGUGAGUCGCCAAACUGCCUACAGAGAUCUAAUGGAGGACGACACAUCAGACGAGGCCUUAGCUGAUCUAAAAUCCAGGCAGCUUGGAGUUUGGGGUGUUGCUCAGAUCACUGCUGGUACUGGCCUGGCUGUAUAUGCUAUGUGGGUGGGAAUCCUUCAGCCAGGCUUCAGAAAAGUCCCUUUGAGGCUUCAGGUCCCCUACAUUCCUGCCAGCAAAGCCCAAGUAAAUAAUGUGAUGACAUUGCUGAGAGGUCGGAAGGGAAGCCUUAUGGAUCUGGGAUCUGGAGAUGGCCGGAUUGUCUUGGAAGCCCACCGGCAUGGUUUCAGUCCUGCUGUUGGUUAUGAGCUCAACCCCUGGCUCAUUCGCCUAGCCCGCUUUUAUGCCUGGAGAUCAGGGCAACAAGGAAAAGUGUUUUAUCGACGAGAAGAUCUCUGGAAGGUAGAUUUGUCAAAAUGCAAGAACGUGACAGUGUUCUUGGCUCCCAGUGUGCUUUCAUUAUUACAGGACAAGUUGCACGCUGAGCUUCCUGAUGAUGCUUUAGUGAUAGCUGGUCGUUUUCCCCUCCCAGAUUGGCAACCCUGCAGGAUUGAGGGACACGGUGUGGACAGAGCAUGGGCGUAUACCAUGCAAGCGCAAAGACAACACACUUUUAGGAAAAAUGAUAAUCUCAUGGCAACAGGAAACAACCCUGUUAAUGAAAUAACCAAGACAAAAGAAAUCAAUUGAUUUUAUCUGAUUAUAGUAUAAAAAUGUCUGAAUUGAAUUACUGAAGACUUUAAUCUUAAUUUGACUGACUACUUUUUAAUUCUAUCUCCAAAAUUGGAUUUUGAACAAACUCUUGUUCCCCUUUGCAGUUACCCUGAAAUAAUAGUGCAAUCCAUGCACAAAUGCUAUCAUCUGUAAUUUUAAAUAGCUGUUUCUUUAAUUGGUUAUUCACAAUCUGUAAAUCCAAAAAAAAAAUCAUUAGCAAAAUAUACAGUUCAGGUUGUAAGAAGGUAUAAAAAUGUUGUAAUUGCCUUUUAAGGAUAGAAAGCUAUUUAAGCAUUUAGGAUUACAGUGAUUGCAAUGACUGGGAAUGUACACCAGCAUUUAAAUGUUAAAGUUUAUUUGCUUUUACUGUGUACAUAUAUGCCAGAAAACCAAAAGCAUUUACUAUUAGAUUUUAGAUGGAUAAAAUCCUAAAUUUAAUGAUGCAGCUUUCUACAGCUGUAGAGAUACAGAUGUAUCUCUUGAAAAUAAAAAUGAAAUGCUUUUUUCAUCGAUGGUCAAAGGUGAUGUAACUUAUAGUAUAACACAUUCACAAACUCCAAAGGAAAAAGUAUUAUUGAAAUAACAGUUAUUAUACUUUUUUAUGUAUUUAUUCAUCCUUGGAAUAAUUUUAAAUAUGACAAAUCAAAUUAUUUUAUUACAUAUUGUAAUAAAACAAGUUGCUGUUUUGCGUUUCUUGUUGUAUGGCAUAGAUGGCACUAUAUACAUAUUAUAUACUUGUAUGUGCUCUUAAAGUAUUAAAUAUUUUACUCUGUUCUAUCAAUGGACAAUAAAUCCCCUUUGUCAUG